AUUGUCCACCCGUUAGCCACAAACACGAACACUCACUCUCUCACAAAAUCGAAAAGUUCGAAAUCUUCUGUGGAAGCUCCGAUCGAUCGUCACUAUGAAUAUGUUGGAAUCUCCUAUUGACGCUCUAGCUUUCGGCUAUGUGAACUAUGGGAUUCUCAAUAUAGUCAAUAACCUCUGGACCUGGGUAGCCUUUGUAACGGCGGCAGUCAGUUUCUGGCGAAUCCGAACAGCCGGAGCCGCAUCUGUUUCCGUGAAAUGUCUCCCACCGGUUUCUCAGAAGGUUCGCGAGGUACCUCAACCCGACAGACCGGUUGAGAAUCCGCGACUUCAAACUCCAGCUCCGGCUGCGGCUUCGAGUGAGGCGGUCAGCGAUUUCGAAUUUAACGGAGUGACGAGAGGGAAAUAUACGGUGUAUUACGAGGAUGAUGGAGAAAGUGACGGCGGGUUAACGGGGGUUAGAGAGUGGGAGUAUAAGGAGAGUGGCGUGCUGUGCGGGGAGUGGCGGGAGAGUUGGGAGAGCGUGUUGAGGACGAGAAGCGGAGAAAUGAGUUGGUACGGUUACCAGGACUUGACGGUGAUUAACGGUAACGUCGUCAGGUUAUGGGAUGGUGGUGAUUGGAAGGAAAAGUAGAGAGGCACAAGCAGUGGUGUUUGGUAGGGUGGGUUAAGUUUAUCCGGGGCAAAAUGCAAUUUUUAAUAAUAUAGGUUGGUUGUUUAAUUAGGAAUCAAUGAUGGAAGAUGUAUAUAUGUAAUUUUUGUUGGGUGGAACCACCCUAUGAAACCAGACAAUGAACUUAAUUGUUGUUUUAGCCUAAAUAGUAGAUUAAUUAUCAUUCUUUGCUA
Messenger RNA from Tripterygium wilfordii, 843 nucleotides. RefSeq lists its product as uncharacterized. The coding region runs from base 95 to 631 and encodes 178 amino acids. The transcript has a single exon. NCBI's taxonomy places the organism in Eukaryota, Viridiplantae, Streptophyta, Magnoliopsida, Celastrales, Celastraceae. The record is from RefSeq and is a predicted model, not a curated record.